Sungouiella intermedia is the source of this 270-nucleotide messenger RNA. The record is from the annotation of a GenBank genome assembly. Lineage: Eukaryota; Fungi; Ascomycota; Pichiomycetes; Serinales; Metschnikowiaceae.
AUGUCUCUUAUCUUGCCUGAAGCAAAACGCAGAAAAAUAGGAUCCAUAGAGUCCAGUGAUAGGAUAGUUGUCACCAAGGUUGGCACGGAGAUCCGACUGAACGGCACCAUGACUCCAUCCCAAACCGUUGAGAAGUCAAACGACGCCAUGGACACCAAAAUUUUGGCUUCCGAAUGUCCAUGUGGAUAUUUGCAUGGUCCUGGUUUCAACCAUUACCACGAUAUAUCAGCUGUGGGCUUCAGUGUGGAUGUUAUGAGAGGUCCGGAAUAG